This is a messenger RNA of Acipenser ruthenus (sterlet), 2413 nucleotides long. RefSeq lists its product as uncharacterized. The transcript is spliced from 8 exons. NCBI's taxonomy places the organism in Eukaryota, Metazoa, Chordata, Actinopteri, Acipenseriformes, Acipenseridae. The coding region runs from base 82 to 1281 and encodes 399 amino acids. The record is from RefSeq and is a predicted model, not a curated record.
UAGACUUCCAUAUUAGUUUGCCACUUUUCAGUGUCAGAGCUCAGUCUGUUUUAAGAAGUUUUCCGAGUGACAGCUGUGGACAUGAGGACCCUGCUGGCUCUAAAUGUACUACUGGGUGCUGUAAUGAGCAGCACCACAGUUAAUCAGAUAUCAAGUUUACCAGGAACAGCCAUUUCCUUGCAAUGUACUGCCACAGGACCAUCUGUGAAUUGGCUCUGGAUUCCAAAAUACCACAAAUGUGCCGGAUUUCAAGGAUCACUGAAAGUAAUCUACAGUGUCGGUCAGACUGGAGUUCAUAAAAUGGAAGUCGAGGUCUUUAAGAACCGAUUGGAAGUGAUCAGUGAUCUCAAGACAGGGACGAACUCUCUGGUGCUUAAAGAUGUGGUGGCAAGUGAUUCAGGGCGCUUCACCUGCUGCGAUCGAAAUGGAGGAAGGGAGACCUAUGAUCUUCAGGUGAAAGCAGGUUGCUAUAAAAACAUUAAAAUCACCAGUUCGAAAUUGCCUAGGCUGGGAGGCCAUGUUACUCUGUAUUGCUCCUCCUGUACCAGUGAUCCACUAACUAAAAAUAAUACAUUUGCCUGGAACUUCAAUGGAAAACCCAUCUCUUACACUCCAGAAGUUAUUGAAGGGAAAAGAACGCUGACUAUAUCGCAGGUAAGAGACAUCCAUGAAGGGAAAUGGAGCUGCCAGUCUGUGAAAGACCCCUCUCAACACUCAGAAUACUGUCUAGACUUGGGAUCACAGGCUGGGCAAAGGCACAAGGGGCAACAGAUCACAUCACAGGCUACCUGCAUCCCCUCGACAACAGAGAAAGCUGCUUCAGACAAACCAGCACAAGGAGAAGCUGGUGGUUGGAAUGGUUCCUUGGUGCCAGUGGUUGUUAUUGUGCCAUUAAUCGCUAUUACAGUGCUGUUGACUCCUGGAGUAUGGCUCUGCAGAAGAAAGAAAUCACUCAGGAUGAAGCAAAGGGAAAAUGUAACUGUUGAUUCAUGUUGUGGCUCUUCCACCCUGUCAGUAGACCCCUCUAAAUCAGCUACACACUCCACCUGCUCCACCACCCUCUGUGGAGAGACUUCACAAGCAACGACAGACACUGCACAGGUCUUGAAGGAUGAAAUUCAGUACGCCUCCCUCGAUCAAUCGCAGCUAAGAAGUAAGCAGACAAGACCUAAAGCUGGUAGUAAGGUGCAGUAUGCCUCUAUUGAUCAUCUCCAACCAACCAGAAAUCACCUGCCUGCUUCUGAAGACUGCACCCUGUAUUCUACUGUUUGGGGAGAUUGAGCACCAUAGGUGUAAGUGGGUUGUCCAUCGCAUGAUAUUAGCUGUACCGUACCAUUCUCUGCCAUUUGUCAUACUUACCACAUGCUAUUACUGGACGUUACUCAUAGAAGCAAGUUUUAUUUUUUUUUAUUUUUUUUACUGUAAGUUAACUGCUCUUAGUCGAACUCGCUCUUAAAUGUAAUUACUUACUGCAUUCUUUAUUUUGCUCUUAUUUGAAUUUGAUCUUGUUGUACUUUGCAAUGGCUCUUACCUGUAAUGUGACAUUCUGUAAUGUGAUAUUGAGGGCAGCAGUGUGGAGUAGUGGUUAGGGCUCUGGACUCUUGACCGGAGGGUCGUGGGUUCAAUCCCAGGUUGGGGACACUGCUGCUGUACCCUUGAGCAAGGUACUUUACCUAGAUUGCUCCAGUAAAAACCCAACUGUAUAAAUGGGUAAUUGUAUGUAAAAAUAAUGUGAUAUCUUGUAACAAUUGUAAGUUGCCCUGGAUAAGGGCGUCUGUUAAUAAAUAAAUAAAUAAUAAUAUUGUAUAAUGUGAUAAUUUGCAAGGAGAUCGUUUGUAAUGUGAUCAUUUCUACUGUGAUGCUUUGUAACAACUGUACGUCACCCUGGAUAAGAUAGGAGGCUGUGUGGUCCAGUGGUUAAAGAAAAGAGCUUGCAACCAGGAGGUCCCUGGUUCAAAUCCCACCUCAGCCACUUACUCAUUGUGUGACCCUGAGCAAGUCACUUAACCUCCUUGUGCUCCGUCUUUCGGGUGAGACGUAAUUGUAAGUGACUCUGCAGCUGAUGCAUAGUUCACAUACCCGAGUCUCUGUAAGUCGCCUUGGAUAAAGGCGUCUGCUGAAUAAACUAAUAAUAAUAAUAAGGGUGUCUAUUAAUUAAUAAUAAUGAAACAGACUAUCAAAGUGUUAUCAUCAAUGCAAUUAUAUCACAUUAUAAUAUAAUGUGAUAUAAUUAACAGCUGAUAGCUAAUGAAACAAAAAUUCACUAAUCUCCCCAAUCCUGCGUUUCCGUUCACUGUGUACAGCAGGUUUCAAAUGUGAAGCCCUUCAAUCACUGACUGGAGAUCUGUUUGAUGUGGCCAGAUAGUUAGUUAUAAGCAUCUGGUUGGAUCCAUUGGUGAAGUUUGAUUAGCAU